Molecule: messenger RNA, 2747 nt
Organism: Heteronotia binoei (common prickly gecko)
Lineage: Eukaryota; Metazoa; Chordata; Lepidosauria; Squamata; Gekkonidae
Gene: SLC27A6
Product: solute carrier family 27 member 6
Exons: 10
Coding region: 56-1918 (620 amino acids)
Molecular function (GO): long-chain fatty acid transmembrane transporter activity; long-chain fatty acid-CoA ligase activity
Source: RefSeq, a predicted model, not a curated record
UGGCUGGGUGAAGACUCGCCACGGUGCCAGGCUCUCUUUUGCUGCAGCUGAACCAAUGUUACCCUUCUGGAUAGCUGGGGUGGCAGCUGGACUCGCCUCCCUGCACCUCCUGCAGAAGCUCUUCUUCCCUUACUUUUGGGCUGACCUGAAGUUCUUGCUGAAAGUGCUGAAGUAUGGGCUGACUGUGGAGACUUACAGACUGCAGGGCAGAAUUUGUUCUGUGCUGGACAAGUUUGUGAAGCUGGCUAAAAAGCAGCCCAGUAAACCAUUCCUGUUAUAUGAAGGGAAGGUUUACACCUAUGGGUUUGUAGACAAGAGGAGCAACAGGAUAGCCCAACUUUUCCUCAAAGAAGGGACACUGAAAAGAGGAGACACAGUAGCCCUGCUGAUGAGCAAUGAGCCAGAUUUCAUCCACCUGUGGUUUGGUCUGACCAAGCUGGGCUGUGUUGUGGCUUUCCUCAAUUUCAACAUCCGCUCCAAGUCCCUCCUGCACUGCCUCAGCAGCUGUGCCUCCAAGAUGCUGGUAGUGGGAGCAGAUAUGCUUGGGACCUUAGAAGAAAUUCUUCCUAGCCUCCAAGAUGAUAUUAAAAUAUGGUUGAUGACAAAAGAAACCACUUUGCCGCAUGUUGACACCAUUUUAGACAAGCUGGAUGAUGUCUCUGAUGAUCCUGUACCAGAUAAUCUCCGUAUUGCUAAGAGUCUAAAAGAUCCUCUCCUCUACAUAUUUACUUCAGGAACAACAGGUUUGCCAAAGGCAGCAGUCAUCAGUCACAUGCAGGUCCUAAAAGGUGCUGCUGGAUUAUGGGCAUUUGGUGCAACUCCAGAUGACAUCAUUUAUAUAACUCUUCCUCUUUACCACAGUGCAGCUUCUCUCCUUGGCAUUGGUGGAUGUAUUGAAUUGGGUGCAACAUGUGUUCUAAGAAAGAAAUUUUCAGCCAGUCAAUUCUGGAGUGAUUGCAAAAAAUAUAAUGUUACUGUUAUUCAGUACAUUGGGGAACUGUGUCGUUACCUCUGCAAACAACCUGUGAAAGAAGAAGAAAAACAUCACAAAGUUUCCCUUGCAGUUGGAAAUGGAAUAAGGCCUGAUGUCUGGAAAGAGUUUUUACUCCGAUUUGGCAACAUUAAAAUAUGUGAAUUGUAUGGUGCAACUGAAGGAACAAUUUGUUUCAUGAAUCACACAGGCAAAGUGGGAUCCGUGGGCCGAACCAAUUUAUUUUAUCAGCUUUUUUUCCCUUUUGACUUGAUUAAAUAUGACUUUCAAAAAGAGGAGCCAAUAAGAAAUAAACAUGGAUGGUGUGAAAGAGUUAAGAAUGGUGAAGCUGGCCUUCUAAUAUCCAAAGUGAAUUCAAAGAAUCCAUUCUUUGGCUAUGCUGGCAAUAAGAGAGAUACCGCAAAGAAAUUACUCUGCAAUGUGUUUAAGAGGGAAGAUUGCUAUUUCAAUACAGGAGAUCUGAUGAUCCAAGAUCAAAACAACUUCCUUUACUUUUGGGACAGGACAGGAGAUACAUUCAGAUGGAAAGGGGAGAAUGUUGCCACUACAGAAGUUUCUGAUGUAAUUGGUAUGUUGGAUUUUAUACAGGAAGCCAAUGUUUAUGGGAUUCCUGUGCUGGGUUAUGAAGGGAAAGCAGGCAUGGCCUCUGUCAUCUUAAAGCCUAAUAAAUCCUUAGAUUUGGAAAAACUAUAUCAACAUGUGGUGACAUAUCUACCCAGUUAUGCCUGCCCUCUGUUUUUAAGACACCAGGAAAUAAUGGAAGUUACAGGAACUUUCAAGCAACAAAAAUUUAAGCUGGUAGGGGAAGGAUUUAAUCCAUCUACAAUCAGUGAUCCACUUUAUUUUUUGGACAAUUCUAAAAAAUCUUAUGUUCUAUUAACUAAACAACUCCAUGAUAAGAUCCUAUCUGGGCAGGUAAAACUUUAAUGUUUAUUUAUUAUCAGCAGUUCAUUAUCAGCAGCUAAUUACAUGACAAGAGAUAACAAAAUUUUAACCAAUCUUUUUUUAGAUAUACCAAGGUGAUCACCUGGGUAAGAGUAUUCACUAAUGAAAUUUUAUAGUUCAUAUUUUGAAUGAUUAUUUACUAUUAUCUAUUAUGUGCUUUGACCAUCACCACAUACUAAUUGUUUUCUACCUCUUAGAGUGUAUAGUAUAGCUGGAUGUUCUUGUAAACAUUGCUUCAGUAUCCCUCAUGAUUUUCAUAUGAAUGCCAUCAUACUUAACAAUAUAUUGUUAUGAGAGGCAUAAGUGGUAUUUAAAGAAAAGGAUAACAAAGCUACAAUGCUGUCAUCUUACACAUGUUAUUUAAUAUAGUCCUUAUACUGGAUGAAACAGUAACCAUUUGAAACAGAUGGUAGUUGCUUAUAAUACUACACAAUAAAAAUAUUGUUUUGAAAAAAUAAAUACUUCAAUUGUUGAAAAGUGGGUAGAGAAAUAAAUCAAUAAUAAGGCAUCUCUGACUCAGAGUACUAAUUUGCAAUUUUUGCUUCUGAUGUGCAGAACAAAUUAUUUACUUUACUGAAGCAGAGGUUCCUCUUAUGUUCUGUACUUUUUUAUGAUUUUUAAUCUUAAUGACUUCUGCACUAUAUAUAUAUGUAUUUUAGCCACAAGCCUUUUUUAAAAUUAGUUUUCAGCACUAGGCUUUUCCAUCUACAUUCUCAAAAAUGAAUAAAUGAAUACUCUGAACGUGAGUGUGUAACAACAAUCACUAACUCAAGAUGUCUUCAUGUAAAGUAUUUUUCUUAACAGUACAGGG